Molecule: messenger RNA, 2529 nt
Organism: Coffea arabica (coffee)
Lineage: Eukaryota; Viridiplantae; Streptophyta; Magnoliopsida; Gentianales; Rubiaceae
Source: RefSeq, a predicted model, not a curated record
UCUCUCUCUCUCGCUUCUACUCUCUCUCUCACUCUAAUUCCUCCCAGUUUUUCCCCUUUUCCUCUCUGAUUUACUACAAUUUCCACCAUUGAUCCAAAUCCGUGACACUUUCUCGGUCUUCUGCUGCAGAAACUUCUGCUUUUUAACUCUGCUGUCGACCCUUCUCUCCAAAACCAUCACAAUUAGAGUGUUGACCGCUUUUUUUAGUUUUGCAAGAGUCCUUCCUUGUUCUCGCUAUGUUUCUUUGUUUUUUUUUUUUUUUUUAAACAGAUGGCCCAUUGAAGAUCUGGGGCAAAUAAAGUUGGAAACAUUAGGGAUCAUAAAGGCCUUCCGGCUAGGAUUUGCAGUGUAAUUCUCAGCUUCUCUCUGAAAGAAGAGAAAAUCCCAGAAAGAUUUAUGGAAAAUCCAAGCCAGAAGCGUCUAACUCUGUCAAGUGAAAUGGAUGCUGGUGCUUCUGUUGAUAGGAUUAGCAGUUUGCCCGAUUCAGUUCUCUGUCACAUUCUUUCUUUUCUGCCAACAACAAAAUAUGCUGUGGGAACAAGUAUUUUAUCUAAAAGAUGGAAAUUCCUGUGGACUGGAGUCCCCUACCUUCUUUUCGAUGAUGAUCGUGUUCAUAAAAGCCCAGAAAGAGUGAGAAAGUUUGAGCAAUUUGUUAAUAAGGUUCUGCUUCUAAGUACUGUGCAGAAUAUACUCAAGUUCCGUCUUUGUGGAAAUGAAUUCAUUGAGCCAUUCUAUGUCAAUGCAUGGAUCAGCACUGCAAUUAUCCGGAAUGUCCGAGUGCUGAAAGUUCAAGUUUUUUAUUAUUGUCGUGCUGAUGUUGUCAUUGAAUUGCCUAGUUGCCUAUUUACUUGCAGAACAUUAGAGGAUCUUGAAUUGUGGGAUAAUCUAGAUAUCAAUACACCAAAUUUGGUUUGUCUUCCUAGACUAAAACGUCUAACGCUUUCUGACGUUCAAUACAGAAAUGAUGAAUCCGUCAGUAAGCUCAUAUCUGGCUGUCCAAUACUAGAAUUCCUGGAUAUUUGCAGAUGCAGCUUUGAUAAUGUGACAGUUUUUGUAAUAUCUUCACCUUCACUGAAACAACUCCGUUUUCGUGGUCCCGAUGACUUUCCUGAAAAUCUUCACUACAAGGUUGCUAUAAAUACCCCAGCACUAGAGUCCCUUGAUUAUUCCAAUCACAUAUGGCAGCACAUUGGCGUCAACUUUCAGAACAUUACCUCUUUAGUUAGAGCAAAAAUUGAUGUUGAGGCUUUUCCUGGUGAUGAUGCACCUCAAAGUGCUUUUUGCAAUUCACUUGUGGAACUGGUUCAGGCACUACACGGUGUAAAGAUUCUCACUUUGUCACAGAAGACAAUGAAUGCUCUGAGCUAUGCCACUACCUGCUUGUCAACAAGGAGAUUCGAAGGACUAACCAAAUUGGUAGUAGGAGCUGGAUGCUGUGAAUGGACUUGCCUGCAGGAUUUGGUUGAAGCGGCAGUAAAUUUAGAAGUUCUUGAUUUCACAAAGAAUUGGCAUAGAGAACACACUAUAGAGUCAUGCUGGAGGGAUCCCAUAGAAGUUCCCAGAUGUUUGAUAACGAGCCUGAAACAAAUUUCACUUGAAGAACUUGAAGGCUGUGAAGAUGAGCUUGCAAUGAUAGGCUACAUUCUAAAGCAUGGUAGCGUUCUAAACCGAAUGCAUCUAAGUUCUAAAGUCGGCGGCUUGAGCACGAAAUUUCAGCUUACUCAGAAGAUACUACUGUUCCCUAGAAGAUCCCCCACAUGUCAAAUUGCAUUUUGCCGGCAAGCUGGACCACGGUCCCUUUUCAGCAAGUCAUAGUCCCAUGGGGGAAACAUGAGGUGAAGUUAAAUUUUGACUCUUCUGAUGCAGAAUAUUUUUAAAUUGGAAGGAAUGAGAAUUUAAAAAGAAGUUGAAUUUUUUUUUCAAAGAUAUUUGUGACAAUUUCAAAUUUCUAUGCUGGAAACUGCUGCGGGAAAUAUGUUGUUCAUCGAGGAUUGUUUCAAAUGCUGAUAUACGAAAAUGAGACUCUUUCAAAACCGUAAAUCUACAAGUCCAUUGAAUGGUGCAUUCUUCUAUAUCCAAUUCUUUGGUUGCAUGCGGCUGAACUGGGAUUGAACUGGGGAAUUAGAAUUGAACUGAGGAAUUGAACUGGGAUUUCUGUUCUUCUUGCCAAUGUUCUGAAAUCAUUCUUGCUUUGAUCUCCUAGUCUUAUCUGUAUGAAGCCAGCAUGCGAUACUUUUUUUGUUUUUUUGGCAGAAAAUGAGGCAACAUUGGUUGACUGGUGCAGUAAGGAUCAUAUCCGGUGCUUCUAACUGUCACCUACAAUGAAAGAUUCUGGAUGAAGCUGGGUUGGAAGGAGGUGCCAUGCUGGGAAUAAUCAUGAUGCAGAGAAUUUUAGCUCAAGGGUGGAAGAAUGUGGAUGAAACUUUUUGUACAAAUGAGCAGGGAAUUGCUAUCAUGCAGCUUGUUUUGCAUAUCUUUUUGUUUUGCAGAAAGUAUGAAUUUUAUUAUCAGUACGGAAACUCUUAAUGG